Pelobates cultripes (western spadefoot toad) is the source of this 2164-nucleotide messenger RNA. Lineage: Eukaryota; Metazoa; Chordata; Amphibia; Anura; Pelobatidae. The record is from the annotation of a GenBank genome assembly.
GGAGAGUGGAGCAGAGACAUGCCAUUGGAGAAAAUUGAUUACAUCCCAAUCAAGAAUAACUUGUUAGCUUUAGUCAAUGUAUCAGCCUCUUGAUUAUUUUUCCCCUCUUUUCCUCCAUGGUCAAAGGAUGUUAAUUUUGUUGGGAGCAGUGUGAAUUCUCUUUGAGGACAGGAGGAAGGGAUUUUUUGUUUUUUUGUAACAGGCUGUAUACACACUGUAUCCAACAACACAGAAUCUUCAUGGACAAUAGUGUUGAAAAGUCAUCUUCGAAUCAGGCUGGUGGAAUCCUUAUCCCAAUCAUUGACACCUCCCUCUCACCACCCUCACUUUUUUUUUUUAAUUCAUUUUAACCUUGCAGAUUGUAUCUCGACUCUCGACUGUCUUUAAGAAGGCAGCAAAGGAGAAACCCUCUGUAGGAGCAGUUGGGGGAGAACUUUUUGGGGUUUUUUUUAAUUUGGCUUCUCUGCUAAAGGUAGGGUUCCAUAAUGACUUCCAAGGAAGAAGCAAAAGCCUCUUCUGUAGAGGAAAGAAGAAGAAAUGCCUUGGAUCAUUUGCCACCUCCUGCAAACUCCAACAAGCCCUUGACUCCUUUUAGCAUUGAGGACAUUCUGAGCAAGCCCUCAGUCAGGAGAAGUUACACUAUUUGUGGGACUGCUCACUUACUAACCUCAGCAGAGAAACCACCACCUACAGGGCUCCCACUGUCCAGCAGAACUCUGCUCUCCCAGACAUCACCCCUCUGUGCCCUGGAGGAACUGGCCAGCAAGACCUUCAAAGGACUGGAAGUCAGUGUCCUACAAGCUGCAGAAGGUAAGGUUUAGCUAGAUAUUUCUACUAACGUCAAAACAGAACAUUCGAAACAAACAAAUAAAAAGCCAAAUUUAGAACAAAAAAUGUAGUGUUUGUAAAAUAUCUUAUAAUUAUUGUUAUUGUUAUUAUUAGUUUAUUUCGGUGGAAAAUGUAUUCGAUUUUUAUUUAAAUCAUCAAUAAUGUUACUGUAACUGUAUUACACUUAAAGAAUAAAUUGUAUCAAAGUAUAAAUAGAAAAUAAACGCUAGAAUUACUAAAUAAAUGCCCUUCUAGCUUAUCUCCUUUCACAUUUUAUUUAUUUAUUUUAAACUUGAUGCACUUGUUUUAUUUUAUGUAUAUUAUUGAAUAAAUAUAGAACAAUUACUGUGAUGUAUUAACUGCAUAUUUUAAAUUGAAUUAAUACACAAUCAUGAAUGAAGUGAAAUUUGCAGAGAGAUAUUUUUUUCACGGUUAGUUUAUGUUUAAGAAAAUGAUAAUAUGGCAACAAUUUCUUUUUUACAUUUUUUUUUUCUGGAUUUAACUACAAUGUAAUUUUUAUUCUUGCAGGGCGAGAUGGAAUGACAAUUUUUGGUCAGCGACAGACUCCCAAAAAGAGGAGAAAGUCCAGAACAGCUUUUACAAAUCACCAGAUUUAUGAGCUGGAAAAGAGGUUUUUAUACCAGAAAUAUUUAUCACCUGCAGACAGAGACCAGAUCGCUCAGCAGUUGGGACUGACCAAUGCUCAGGUGAUCACCUGGUUCCAAAAUCGCAGAGCUAAACUCAAAAGGGACCUGGAGGAGAUGAAGGCAGAUGUAGAGUCAGCCAAAAAACUUAGCCCUUCCACAGUGGAGGCUGUUCUUACUAUCUCAGAACUGGAAGAGACUGAAUCUGUCACUAGUAGGGGAAAAAACAGGUCCAGAUCUCCAACCCUUUCUUUACCAGGUCACCUCCAAAUAUCCCCCUCAUCCCCCUUCACAGACCCCCAGACCAGUCAAGAAUGCUCAGAAGACGAGGAAGAUGUCGAAAUUGAUGUUGACGAUUAAUUCCUAUCUACAUUUAUUUUUAAAUAUAUAUUAUAAACACAUCACAGAAAAGAAAAAAGACUUGAUGAAUACAAUACAAGCACGGACAGUAAAUUAAAUGCUGCACUUGUUUUCAUAAUAAAAGAAAAAUUAUAAAGAAACAAAAGACAACAAAAUCAUAUUUAACAACAAAAUCAGUUUCUUUUCAAUUAAAGCAAUAAACAAUAUACGAAAAAAUAAAUAAAACAAAGACUAAAUUUGCCACAGCUGCCAAAUCAGGUAGUCUUUUUUUUUUCCCUUUAAUUAUUAUUUUUAAUUGUUAUAAUAUUUUUUCCUUCUUUUUUUUUUUUUUU